Messenger RNA from Syzygium oleosum, 1353 nucleotides. Its product is annotated as F-box protein At4g22280-like. The transcript is spliced from 3 exons. The record is from RefSeq and is a predicted model, not a curated record. NCBI's taxonomy places the organism in Eukaryota, Viridiplantae, Streptophyta, Magnoliopsida, Myrtales, Myrtaceae. Gene Ontology annotation, molecular function: protein binding. Bases 1 to 1353 code for a protein of 450 amino acids.
AUGGACGUGAGGCCUCUGGUUCAAAAAGCUCAAUGGAUGAACUUAAAUGAAGGGCAAGAUGUUCGCAGCUCCACGCAGUUGUGUGAUUUGCACGAUAAGAUUCUUUGGCACGUCCUAAGUUUCCUCCGGCUGAAAGAUGUGGUGAGAAUGAGCACGCUGUCGAAAAGGUGGGAGUACUUGUCCAAGAACAAUCCUAGGCUCGAUACCUCAGAACGCAAUUUCCCGGGGCAGACGCACUUUGUGAACUUUGUUGACAGAGCAUUGCUGCUCCAGGACUUUCCCCUGAAAAGGUUUUCCAUCUCCAGCCAAACAGAUUUCGAUAGAUCUCGCAUCGAUGCUUGGAUUACAGCCGCAGUGAGGCGCAGAGUCGAGGAGCUCCACGUGCGCAGACACGGAGGAUUGCUCGAAUACGUGUUGCCCAGUUGUGUCUUCAACUGCGAAACGCUGAUCGAGCUCCAUCUAUUCAUGUCGCAUGAGCUGAGGCUCCCUGCUUUAGUUUGUCUGAAAAACCUCAAGGUCUUAACUCUUGCGUGGGUCGACUUUGGGGGCGACAGUUCAGUAGAGAAGCUUCUCUCGUGCCCUUCUCUUGAGGAGUUGUCUCUUAUCGCCUGCAAGUGGAGGAGACUCAAGGUUCUUCAUAUCUCUGCUCCCAAGCUUUUGAGGCUGGACAUAGUCGAAGAUAGCUUCUAUAAGAACUUGGAAAGCACCUUCUAUGUAGGUGUCCACGGAGCUCGUAUCGAGUCCUUUACUUAUAGCGGGCAAUUCAUCGAUCGCUAUACGAUAUCGAGUUCGUCCUCCCUGGUUGUGGCUCGCAUUGAUAUGUUCAUCUGCGAAAGGCCUCAUCAUCAUGUUGCUUACCAUGGAUAUAAGCUCUUAAAGGAUCUUUCUUGUGUGAAACGUCUUACUCUACAUAACGUGGGUGAGUUUCUACACGAGAGACCAGAUCUUCUCAAGUCUCUCCCGGUCUUCUCUAACCUCACUGAGCUGGCAUUGGACGCGUUUAAUGGUUUGCCCUUAGAAUCUAGAUUCCUUGUUGCGAUGCUCGAUAAGUGUCCUCGCUUGAGUCAUCUGAGCUUUACGCGGGGCAUUCAUUCGGAGUCCGAAACGGUGGAUGCAAUAUUCAACCCCACGCCUCGGUGCUUCGUAUCGUCACUUAAGGUGAUCAAAAUCAGUAGAUUUCAAGUCGGGGAUAAAGCACUCUUAGCUAUAAGAAAUGUACUGAGGACUGCCGGAGUACUGGAGAAAUUAUUCGUACAUCCUCCAUGGGGAAAGCAACUCCCGGAGAGCUUGCUGCCACUUUUGAAGGGGCUUCCUAGGGCUUCAGAUCAAUGUGAAUUUUUUCUAGGCUCGUGA